Messenger RNA from Amoebophrya sp. A120, 2266 nucleotides. NCBI's taxonomy places the organism in Eukaryota, Dinophyceae, Syndiniales, Amoebophryaceae. The record is from the annotation of a GenBank genome assembly.
ACUACGCAGGAGCUGCAGGUGUCGUAUCGGCGGCGAUGAUUAUUCAACAGACGAACGAGGACAAUGGCAAUAUAAUCACAUUCACAAGAAGCAGAGCAAUAGAUGAAAAGCUCGCCAUGAUGACUACAUCGCGAACUUGUUCAAUAAAAAUGCAUCAUGCACAUAUGCGAAGAAAAAGAUCUAUAGCUGCUAGCGUCGUCCGGUGGUCGCUGUUUCAUCUACAACUCACGGAGAUCUUCAUUCUCCUCCUGCUGCCGGGCCACGACCUCCUCCGCACAUCAACCCCGGGUGUAGUACUCGCCAGCUCCUUUCGCGGGUGGGUGAACCCCCUGAAGUACCAAUCUUUCGACCCGGCGACGGGCGAGCAGAUACUCUCGCUGUUCCCCAACCUGAACGACGGAGAAAAUGUCCAUCAGGUCGAAGCCGCAAUCCAAAGCCACGCCGAGGCAGAACACCUGUGGCGGGUAAACCUGGUGGAAAACCGACAGAGAAGCCUGGUCGGGGCCACGGACUGCGACCUCGGACUCAGCACCACGGAGUAUUUACCGCAUUUUGAGUUGCUUCUGAACUCGACAGUGAUGACAGGUAACACUGGCCGCGGUAGAAGUGGUAAAAAGAAUACGGGGAAAAGACGGAGAGGAGGACGCGGCGGGGGUGCGUCAGCGUCUAAAGACACAGCCGCGAAUAAAGGAGCUGCGAGCGCGAAAUCAUCCAAGGCAGCAGCUGCAAUAUCGUCAGCCGGUGAUGUGGUUGAGGACCACGACCUAGGGGACGACAACCACAGCGAAAACGAAGAUGCCGUUGCCACUACGUCCUCGUCUCGCCUGCUUACUUGGACUUUUCUCAACAUUGGCGCGUACGAUGGAGUGUCCGAAGAUCCCGUGUACCCGGUGGUGAAAAAGUUCCCGAAGAAAAUGCGUGGCCUCUACGUGGAAAAAGACCCGGAAAUGUGCAAACUCGCGGCGCGGAAUCUGUUCCCCACAACGCCGCAAAGCGUAGUUCUCUGUGUGGGCCUGACGCCCCGCAACGUCGUGCCGGUAGUCAAAAUGGGGGCGAGGGUGCUGUUUGAAGAGGAAACGCAAACCACCUCUGCUCCGGGAGAAAGCAAGGACAAAUCGCUGCGCAUCGUGCACGAAGAAGAAGUGCUGAAUAUUAGUGCUUCAAAGACAACAACAGCUGCUUUAGAAGGCCUGUCAAGUAACCCUGUACUCUCAACAAGUAGUACCAGUGCUGGUUUGGAUGGCCUGCACUUUGACUUGAUCAAGAUCGACAUUGAUUCCUACGACGCUGACCUUUUGGAUGCCCUGCUUCGCCACGGCUUCUCCGCAAAACACUUUCUCUUGGAAGUGAACCCAGGGAUUCCCCCUCCGCACAAGUUCGCGACGCGCUUUCACCCUAAGCUGUUCGAUGCAAUGCUGCAGCCGGAGGAUGAAAUUGUAGGGAAAAGGGACUCUAAAAGUAAAAGCAAAAGAACCAAAACUAGUCCGCAAAAACAAAAUGACUUGCUCACGUCGACAUAUUACGAAGAGGCGGAUCAUGACAGCGACGUAGACCACAGCAAAGAAGUCGUGAAGAGCAACUCCGAAGAUGAACCCGAAAUAUCUUCAAGAAACGACGUCGAUGAUGAUGCAGCUCCUGUCGUGUAUAAGAUGCACAACUGGCCGUUACGUGGUAUGAGCCUCAGCUACGCGGUGAGCGUGAUGGCCACUGCGGGGUACGAUUUCGUCACGUUUGGGUAUCACGACGCGUAUUUUGUGAAUCACCGUUAUCGCGAAAUCUACAACUUCAAGGCACCGUACGACGAAUUCGACUGUUUUCACAAGGCCUUCAUCACCAUGAACGGAAUUCUGAUCAGGCAAACGCGGGACUGGUUCUACCGCUUACCCGUGGAGAACGCACACGCGGAAAUUUUCAAGCAUAUGGUGAAGCACUCUUUGACGAAUACAGGAGGGAAGUACGCAUUUCCCUUCUCCUUGAGCUAUUGACAAAGUAGCAACAGGACGAGUAGAGACGUUGAUGUGCCAGUUUAUCUUUUCAGAGCGCCCGAUUCUGGCGCUCUACUCAUACUUCGGCGAAGCUGCUUAACAUGAGGAUGAGUGUUUAGAGUUGAUGGAAGUAAGGACGAAGCGAAGGCAAUAAAUCACGCCGAAUUUAUAAAACGGCGGAAAAUAAACCAAAGCAAACCUUGUUUACGUAACUCUAACUAGUACACCAGAUCUCAGCGCUACUCCUGUUAGUUACAACUGGGCAGCCGCUGGCGCUGUAU